AUGGCCACCCUCGAUUCGCAGGCAGUGCUGGUCCCCGAUCAGUUCCGGAAAAAGACCCCCCUUACUUCGACUCAGCUGGCCCGUCAAUUGCGGUCCUGCAAGGUCUGCCGGUUCCGCAAGGUCAAGUGUGAUCGCGUUAAACCCUGCCAUGCGUGCUGUGCUCAUGGCUAUCCAUCCAAGUGCGUCUACGAUAACGAUCCCGAAGAUGCCCUCCAGCCCAUCAGUCAAUCCGACGAGAUCCGUAAUCUUCGCGAGGAAAUCCGCGAGCUAACGGCAACCCUUAAUACUCGUGAGCACCGGAGCCGAGCUCCACGGCGUCUAGCGCAGCUCCAGAGCCUCGUCGAUGUGAUCCGCUCGGCCCCCCCGGAUACUGUCAACCGGCUAGUCGCCGGAAUCCGAAGAUCUCGCGGGAAAACAAACGAGGUGGCGAUUUCGGUGGGACCGGCAAAUGGAUCGGAACUGGAAGAACAUCACGCUGUCGCCCUUCGCCCCUCUCACUCGGACGACAGCGACGAAUCCCUGGAUCCGGACGAUGAGAUCUUUUCUCGGUCGGGUCUCAGUAAUUACAGCCGAAGUUCAUCGGAAGACACGGAGGACUCGAGCUAUGGAUCGAUAUGUCACAUAAGCUCGACGAAGCCUAUGCUGGGUGUGUUUAUCGAACGCUUCGUGGAUGCAUUUAGCCCCGAGGUCGAUGUCAAAGCAGGCCAGGCUGGUGCCCUGCGACGGGCUGCCGAAAUCCGCAUGUUUUCGCCGAUCCUCGAGGACGCGUUUGAGUCGGUGUCGGUCGCGUACUUUGGUCGGACCGUUCAGGAUAAAAACUUAGAAGCGGCCGGAUUCCGUCUGUAUCCCCGAGUGCUGCGGAGUUUGCAGCAGGCUCUGCAAGACCCCGAACGCAGCAAGGCUGAGUCGACCCUGGUGACGGUCACGCUUUUGAUGGCUUUUGAGAGUGUGGAGCGAACUACCCAGGUGUCGCUGAUCGCCCACGUCCAUGGUGCACUACGCCUGAUUGAGCACCGGGGCCCGGAGAAUCAUAUGCAUGGUGUGGAACACUUGCUGUAUACGGAGCUGCGCCCGUACUGGGUUGCGGCGGCCAUGGUCAGCCGCACACCGUCUUUUCUCGCAAGCGAGGACUGGAUCAACCUCCCGUGGUCUGCCAACACCAGCCGAAGAGACAUCCUGCACUAUUUACUCGACCUGGCAGUCGAGAUCCCAGCUCUGCUUGCGCAGUUCGACGAUAUUGAAGCCACCCUUCAGUCGAACAUGUUCAGUACACAUGAGAUCACGGUGAAGCAAGCCUCACUCUGGAGCGGUGUCGCCGACCUGACCAACCGCUUUCGCCAGUGGAAAGUCCAAUGGGUUGACAACUACCCCGACGGGCCACCGCAAGAGGUGGAAGUCCUGCCUGACGACCAGUUUCCCGUAUUCCAGUGUCGGGACUUCCGCACCGGGGGUAUAAUGACUCCCACCAAAUUCGUCUAUCCGGAUCUCCGUCUCGCACAAACCAUGUGUCUCUAUUACUCCACAAGGUUGAUUCUAUCUUCUGUUGAUACGCGACCAACGGAACGCGUCGGACCCCUGGAACAGUAUGCCCUGGGAUGUGGUAUCUGCCGGACUUUGGAGUGGUAUCUGCUCAAUGCACGGGGAAACAUGAUCAACCGACUUGCGUUCCCAGUCAGGGUGGCCUGGGAGGUGUUCCCUGAUGGAGGACCUGAACGGAAGUUCAUGUAUGAGGUGUUGAAGCUGGUUGAAAAGCGGCAUGCUCUGGCUCUUUGGGGGAGCAAUAUGUCCGAGAUCUCUACGCGGGCCGGGUCUCCUCGGGGACAGUCGCCGGAGGUGAGCGCAGAGGCCUGA
Messenger RNA from Aspergillus ibericus CBS 121593, 1851 nucleotides. RefSeq names its product Zn(II)2Cys6 transcription factor. NCBI's taxonomy places the organism in Eukaryota, Fungi, Ascomycota, Eurotiomycetes, Eurotiales, Aspergillaceae. The transcript is spliced from 6 exons. Bases 1 to 1851 code for a protein of 616 amino acids. Gene Ontology annotation, biological process: regulation of DNA-templated transcription. The record is from RefSeq and is a predicted model, not a curated record. Gene Ontology annotation, molecular function: zinc ion binding; DNA-binding transcription factor activity, RNA polymerase II-specific.